AUGAUGCAGCGGACUUUGUUCAGCCGGAGGAGCGGGCUCCUGGCCCAGCAGGCGGCCGCGGCCCUCGACGGCCCCCUCACGCAGCGCAUGGACCACCGCUCCAUGUCGUCCGUCACCAUCCCCCCGCCGGCGUGCAUGCUGCGGCCACUGGAGGCGCCUCUACGCUACUUGUUUGGACCGGGACCCUCCAACGUCCCCCCGCGUGUCCUGGCUGCGGGGGCCAAGCCGAUAAUUGGUCACCUGCAUCCAGAAAUGUAUGAGAUCAUGAACGACAUAAAGAAGGGGAUUCAGUACGCCUUUCAGACAGAGAACAACAUGACAAUAUCCAUGAGCGGCUCGGGGCACGCAGCAAUGGAGUGUGCAGUAUUUAACACGGUGGAGCCCGGGGAGAGCGUCCUCAUCGCCAACAAUGGCAUCUGGGGGGAGCGUGUUGCAGAAAUUGCAGAGAGAAUGGGUGCUAAUGUACAUAGACUUGAGAAAACACCAGGGAAUUAUUUUAGCAACAAGGAGAUUGAACAGGCUAUAAAGAAACACAAGCCGGUGCUUUUCUUCCUAACACACGGAGAGUCAUCUGCGGGUUUGUGCCACCCAAUCGACGGCAUUGGUGACAUCUGCAGAAAACACGGCUGCCUCUUCCUGGUGGACACUGUUGCAUCACUUGGGGCUGCGCCCAUUUUUAUGGAUCAGCAAAACAUUGACAUCCUGUACUCGGGUUCUCAGAAGGCAUUGAACGCACCGCCUGGCACGGCUCCUAUCUCUUUUAAUGACAGAGCAUGCCACAAAAUGUUUAACAGAAAAACAAAACCAGUCUCGUACCUCUUUGACAUGACACACUUGUCCAACUACUGGGGCUGUGAUGGCAAACCAGCCAGAAUGUACCACCACACUGGCCCAGUAUCGGGUUUCUUUGCCUUGAGAGAGAGUCUGGCUAUUCUGGCUGAAAGGGGUCUGGAGGAGUCUUGGAGGAAACACAAAGAGGUGGCAGCCUACCUGUACAGAGGACUUGAAGAUUUGGGUCUCAAACUCUUCAUUUCUGAUAAGGAUUUGAGACUUCCCUCCGUUACCACCAUUGCCAUCCCUGAAGGCUACGAUUGGAGGGAGUUGCUGGUGUACAUCAUGAAGAAUCACCAGAUGGAGAUGACUGGAGGCCUUGGGCCUUCCAUUGGCAUGGUGAUGAGGAUCGGACUGAUGGGCUACAACUGUGAGAAGAGUAAUGCUGACAUGGCGCUACACGGCUUGGCGGAUGCGCUGAAAAAAUGUAAAAAAAGCAAGGCUUAAAAAGGAGAACAGUCUCAGAGACCUUGAUGACCGACCAAGGACAAA
Molecule: messenger RNA, 1323 nt
Organism: Phycodurus eques (leafy seadragon)
Lineage: Eukaryota; Metazoa; Chordata; Actinopteri; Syngnathiformes; Syngnathidae
Gene: agxtb
Product: alanine--glyoxylate and serine--pyruvate aminotransferase b
Exons: 11
Coding region: 1-1278 (425 amino acids)
Cellular component (GO): peroxisome
Molecular function (GO): L-alanine:glyoxylate transaminase activity; L-serine:pyruvate transaminase activity
Source: RefSeq, a predicted model, not a curated record